Molecule: messenger RNA, 5084 nt
Organism: Stegodyphus dumicola
Lineage: Eukaryota; Metazoa; Arthropoda; Arachnida; Araneae; Eresidae
Source: RefSeq, a predicted model, not a curated record
AUUAAGUCCUUUUAUAUGUUCAGGCUCAAUAUGUUAAACAAAAGGAGACUUUUUGCUGUAUUUCUGUUUUACCUAACCAUGUUAUUUUAGGAAUGACUACUGGUCCAUCUCAGGCUCCAUACCCGGUAGCUGAAUGGACUGGCUGCAUGAAAAUUUCUUUAGAUACGGAUAUUUUCCCAUAGAAAGGCCAGUACGAAGGAAUUCUUCGUAUAAGUGUAUAGCCCUACUGUAGUUUUGCGUAAUAAAAAUAAUUUAAGUAUAUUUCGAUAAAACACUUUCAAAAACCUUUAAAUGCUAAUGUUAUUCGUACUUAACUAUUUUAGAUUCGGUACAUCAUAAGCUAUUAAGUUGCUUCAUUUAAUUAUGGCAAAGCAUGCGAGGGUUCUCUCCAAACAAAGAAUGCUUUCGUGGAAAAUCUCACAUUGGUCAUAGUCACGUCAUACACAAAGCAUAAAGAAAACCACGAAAACUCCAUGCAAUCAUUCUUUUCACAGAUAAACUGUUAAAUACUCUUCAAAAUUCAGGUAAUUUAUCAUUUUUUUCAUGGACUAAACGAUGUACGAGUAUAUUACUUUACAACUCUAUAUCUCUUUACUGUUUUAAAUUAUCCAAUUAUUUACUUUUUCUAGUUUGAUUUAAUUUUCCAUUCAAAUUUUACUUAUGCAUAAUUUUCUUUAAAUAUUUAUUAAACACGACCGGAUGCAGGUUUAUGCUUUUAUUUAUUCUCAGUGCCAUACAUUUAUCACCGAACAAAAACAGAGAGAAUUUUCUUCUCCAUUUAGAUUACCGUUAUCAGCAGCACUUACCCUCAGCAUUCGGUUUCGCUAGAUCUGGCAGUUUGCCAUUAUACUUAAGAUAAUAUGUCUGAUAUUGAAUUUAAAACCUCGUCCUCCCUUCAAUUUGUCUGUUACCUGUGCUGAAGAUUACCAGCCUUUUGUAUUGCUUAAUUACUUUGAUGAACAACAUACUUUCUCCGACAGCAAAAGUGAGACAUUAACUUUUUACCUUGCUUGGUUUAUUUUCUUUUGUGAAUUUACAAUCUCUGACAGCAUAAGCAAAACUCAUUAUUUUAUUUUAAUGUGCGGUUAGUGCCAGAAGAUAUAUCUGAAACAAAAUGGAUAGCGUCAUCAUCGCAGGUGGUGGUCCAGUUGGGUCUUUCAUGGCUGUACUUUGUUCACUCUUAGAUCUAAGAGUAACUGUUUAUGAAAAACGCGAACAAUUUACCCGAAAUAUAAAUCUCAAAAUAGAGAGUGGUUUUUUUAAUGAAGUACAAAAGGCAGUUUUCCGUUUAGGUAUAGAAAAUGAAUUCUUUGCAAAACUGAAUAAGCAAUUGCAAAACCAAGGGUAUAAGAUUCUUAUAAAAGAUUUAGAAACAAGAUGUGCAGAAGAAGCUAAAUCGCUUGGAGCUGAAUACAUAAGAUAUGAAGUGAACAGUUUUCAAGAAUUAUACGAAAAGCACAGAACUUCAAACCCAAUAAUAUUAGAUUGCACUGGAAGGAACAGCAAACUAAGAAUCAAUGCAUUUGGACUUGACGAACAUAACAUAGUUAGCACUCCCCUUCAGCAUGCUAUGUAUAUCAAUUUCAAAGCCAAAAUGGCUAAUGGUAUAUCUCUGUAUCAAGCUAUGAAAUAUAUCAGUAGUGUAAAACUCACUGAGGUGGUAGUAAGCAAAAACCAAGGAAAUAGUGGACUUACAGAUGUAACAUUACCAGUUUUUAUAAAUGAAGAACUAGCUCGUGAUUUUGAUAGAGACUAUCCAAACAUAAAAAGAGAACCUUUGAAUCCCUUUAAUUGUGCGAGACCAGUGCCUGAUAGCAUUUUCUUUCCAAUAGCUUCUUUGUUGGGAAAUCUUAUAUUAGAUGGCUGUAUUAUUGAUUUAAACAGCGUCAGAGUGAAAAAAAUAGAGAUUAGCUGUGGUUAUGCUAAAAAGAGGAGCAAUAAUAAUUUCAUAUGCCUUGGAGAUUCAGCCAUACAUUUAGCGUUUUUCAAGUCUUUAAAUUUAGGUUUAAAACAUGCUUUAGAACUUUUCAUAAAACUUUCAAUGUUACCUAAAGAAAAUAAAAAUUGCAGUUUUAAAUGUGAUGAUGUAAAACGUGUGGACAUACUUAAGCAAUUCAAAGAAAAUAAUCCACAUCUCAACCCGGAAAAGGUUUACCCUACAGCAGCAAGAAAUGUAUUUUUAGUCGUGACGAGGGUAAUUUGGUAUGGGUGUUUUAGUUACUGUUCGACAAAUCAGAAAACUGAGAGACUAACAAAUCAGUUAGGUAUAAAAGAAAAUCGGAUUAAUGGUAUACUUCAAGAACUUAACCAUAAUUUAACCAAAUGGGAUUACUUAUUAGCAGACUUUGAAGCAAAAAGAGAUGAAGACAUUCAAUAUGAGGUAACCAGUAAUAAAACAAAAAGUAUGUUAUUUGACUAUGCUUCACUCGUUAUAGAUAUAAAUGGCAAAUCUUUUAUUAAAAUUAGCGAACUGGCUCGUAUGGCUACUGGUAAAUUUCCGCUGCUUCAGAGAGAUUUUAAAUUCCUUUUUAGGUACUUCCAAGCUAGGAGAGAAGCUAUAACAGUUAAUAACGGUUCUUUUAUCACUGCUAUAUCCUAUCUGCUGGAUCAGUUUCAAGGUUGCAGUCAAUUAAAAGAACUGUGUGCAGCAGAAAUUUCCAAUGAACAGAAGAGACUGAAAAUUAAUGACAUGAUACGUAAGAAGUUUGCAACAAUGAAGAUCAUAUGGGAAAGCAAGCAGGAUGAAGAUAAUGCUGAUCUUAAUUCCUAUUUUAUUUCAAUUCUUAUAAGAAAUGAAUUUGUUCAAACCCUUAAUUUAACAGACAGCUCUAAUGAAACCAAUUCGACGUUGGACGAUUUUGUUGGAUCUUCCCAUAAAGAUCCUUUUAAAGUGAUAUCGUUAUGCGCCAAAGAUACACUCGAGAAAGGUACUUCUAAAAUAAAAAAGGAAGUUCUAUCAAAUGUACCAUUUCAAACAGACAUUUCUAAUGAAUCCAGUUCCAUUUUGGACGACUUGGUUGGACCUUUUGAUUUAAUGUCAUUCGGUGCAUUAGCUGUCAAAGAUACAGUUAUCAAAAGUACUUCUAAAGUAACAAAGGAAAUUCUUACAAAAGUGCCAAUGCCAACUCAUAAUCAGACAGACUUUUAUAAAGGAUCCUGUUUGAAUGAGGAUAAUUUUUCCGGAUCUACCAAUCAAGAUCCGUUUAGUUUAAUAACUGCAGGUGCAUUAGGUGUCACAAAUACAGUUAUCAAAGGUACUUCUAAUUUAGUAACAACUGGGGCAUCAGGUGUCGCUAAUGCAUUCAUGCAAAGCUCUUCUAAAAUAACAAAAGAAACUGUGACAAAAGCACCACAAAGAGAUAAUUCUAAUCAAUGUGUCUCGAAUAUGGGCUAUUCUGCUGAAUCUCCGCGCUCAGAUCCUUUUAAUGUAAUAGCAGAAGGCGCAUCAGGUGUCAAGAAUACAAUCGGUAAAAGUGCAUCUAAACUACAAAAAGGAAUUUUGACAAAAGUACCUAUACCAGGGAUGAAUAAAAAAUUUAACAUCUUUUAGAAGUACAGAUAGAUCAGUUUACCAGCAUUUCUAAACUGUAUAUAAUGAAAUCAUUUGAGGAUUUAAAGGCAAUUCUUGAAAUCGAAAUUUUGAAUCAAACUGCUUUUACAUUUUAUUAUAAUUAAAAAUCUAGAAGAUCCAGAAAUAAUGUAUCGAGUAUAAAAAGUAAUAUUUAUUUCUAAAAUAUUUUGACAUAUUCAACAUGCAAUGAAGUCCAGUAUACAGAAUUGCGUUGAGAAACAUUUAACAGAAUUCUAUGAAUCGCCAAAACUAACAGAAUGAAAAAGAACGGCUCUAGUGUAGAAUUGGGUGCCCCUUCGAUUAGCAAGAAAUUUUAUUCAGUUUUGGUGAUGAAACCCCAUUUCUGGUUACCGCGAGAGUUUAAACUUUGUUUCAGCUUCUUGAUUUUUUUUAAGUGAAAAUAAAUCGAUGUGUACAUGGACAAAGUUAAGGCAGUGCGCAAUGCCUAGUUUGUACAAUUCCCUGAUUCUUCUUAAAUGAAACACCGAGUUUGUGCAAUUAUUUGACUUUUUAUUUUGGUUUUGUGUAGCAGCCAUCUUGAAAUUAUGCCUUCCUGACGUCAAAAAAGAAUCGCCAAAAAAAAAACAAGGGGCACCCAAUUGUAAACUUUUACCAAAAGAACUUACAUGCAACUUUAAUUAAUGUUGUAUUCUGAAGCUAUUCUACACACAAAAGAUUAAUAUUGUAUUUUGUAGCUAUUCGGCACAUUUAAAAUAGUAUUUACAAAAAAGUGAAAAUUCACUAACCUUAGAUUUGCUUACAUCAAUAAGUACUUUUCUGAAAAUUAAUGCAAAGGACAUAUUGCAUAAAAUUUGAUGAAUUAUUCUCUUCAUUUUUAAUCAUGAGUUCAAUUGCUCGUGCUUGGUCAAAAGCAAACCACUAGUUUUCGAUCCAGUCUUCUUCUAAGCCAUUUGAAAAAUAAAUAAGAUAAAAAAGGAUGAAUGUGAAGCUUUCAGUUGUAAAAUCUUGAAUUUUUAAUUACAUGACUGAAAUAAAAAAUUUUUGUGGAGGAGAAAAUUAGGUUAUAUUUUCUAUAUCUCAAAAUUAUUCUAAUGAAACAACAGCUUAAUAUUUAUUUUUAUAAUAAGCGGGAAGAGUCUAAUUUACUUACUCGAAUUACUAUCAAAUUUCUUUGCUAAUGAAAUAUAACUUUAAAAUGAAAUUUGGGAAAAGAAAUUUAUCUCAAUAAAACAGAACUGUAAUAAAAAAAGGCAACAAUCACUUUUAACCAUACUUUUUCUUCAAAUAUGAAACUAUGUUUAAAAAGAAUAUACGUAUCCUAUUUUCCUAACAUGUUUAUGCCUAUUGAAAUGUAAUUAAUUUUUAUCUUUUUUUAAGUAGGUUUUACAAAAUGCUUUAUGUUGUGUCCAUUUCCAAGAUCAGGAUUUGUUAAACUAUAAUGCAUGAUGAAAAUCUGCAAAUUAGGUGUCUUUAAUAUAUUAUAUUAAUAAAUCUGAAUGUAUAUAAUACAUUACCAUCCCCAAAGUGAUGAAUAUUAGGGUUUUAAACUGUA